This is a messenger RNA of Colius striatus (speckled mousebird), 2756 nucleotides long. It is a transcript of the gene KLF4, whose product is annotated as KLF transcription factor 4. Gene Ontology annotation, biological process: regulation of transcription by RNA polymerase II. Bases 404 to 1843 code for a protein of 479 amino acids. NCBI's taxonomy places the organism in Eukaryota, Metazoa, Chordata, Aves, Coliiformes, Coliidae. The record is from RefSeq and is a predicted model, not a curated record. Gene Ontology annotation, molecular function: RNA polymerase II cis-regulatory region sequence-specific DNA binding; DNA-binding transcription factor activity, RNA polymerase II-specific. The transcript has 4 exons.
GGGCGCGGCGGAGGUCGGAGGAGUAGCGGCACCAACAGCAGCAGAGCGCGAGCCCGCCCGGCCCCUCCCUCCCCACUGGCACUACCGCACUCCGACCGUCCCGCGCGGCUCCCCCAUGGCCGCGGCUCUCCGGAAAGCACCUCCCGCCACCGCCCUGCCGGCGUCGGAGCCGCGUUGCCGGGCGGCGGCCGCCUCCCUGCGGCGCCGCUAGCGCCCCGCGUCGCGUUUACCUUUCUCUCCGGUAAAGCUGCGAGGAAGUGCGCUCCCGCGGCAGCGCCCCAGCGGCGCUGGGCCGCCUCUCCGCGACUAGACGGCGCGCCCGUGUCACCCCUACACCCUCUCGUCGGCUGCGCGCGGGACGACGGCGGCGGCGGCAGCAGCUCGGCGUGAGGACCCGACGCGGAUGCGGUGGGUGUCGGGCGCGGCCCCGGGCGCUGCCCUCCCGCCGUCGCCGCUGCCUGACGCCGCCGCGCUCUCCCCCACCUGCAGGCAGCCCCCCGGCGAGUGCGAGAUGGCCCUCAGCGGCACGCUCCUCCCUUCCAUCGCCACCUUCGCGGCGGGCGCCGCGGGCCGCGAGAAAGCGGCGCGGCCCGCGGGCCCCGGCAACCGGUGGCGGGAGGAGCUGUCGCAGCUGAAGCGGCCGCCGCCGGCGCUGGCGGCGCGGCCCGUGGAGACGCCGCCGUCGGAGCUGGAGGCUGUCGCCGCCCUGGGGCCGCGCCGCGACGCUGAGGAGUUCAACGAGCUGCUGGACUUCGACUUCAUCCUGUCUAACUCCCUCAUGCACCAGGAGCCCGCUGCCGCCGCCGUCGUGGUGGCGCCUCCCGCCGCCGCCCCGGCCCCCACCACCAGCGCCUGCCCCGCCGGGCCCUUCGCCUACCCACAGCCGCGGCCCGAACCCGCUAGCCUCCUCUACGGCAGCGGCGGCAUCCGCGACGGGGCUCCCACCCCAGCUUUCAACCUGGCCGACAUCACCGACGUGUCCCCCUCGGGAGGCUUCGUAGCCGAGCUCAUGCGGCCCGACCUGGACCCGGUGUACCUGCCAGCGCCGGCAGCGUUGCCGCCCAUGGGCAGCCUCCAGGGCAAGUUUGUAGUGAAGGCCGUGGGCGAGUACAGCCACCCGGGGCUCAGCACCAAGAGUGGGCCCCCAGCCACCGCACCACCACCCAGCACUGAGGGCCCCAGGGCCUCCUACAACCCUUUGCCACAGAUGUGCCCCAAAAUCAAGCAGGAAGCUGCCCCGCCAUGCACCCUGGCCCCGCCACCACCACAGGGGAGUGGCUCCCGAGGAGCCCCCCAGCACGACUUCCCUCUAGGCCGCUCACUGCCUACCCGGACUACGCCUUCGUUGGGACCUGAGGAGAUGCUGAGUGGCAGAGACUGCCUUCCGCCUGUCCCAGGGCUGAGCCACCCACCGAUGCCACUGCCCCCAGGGUACCCCUCAGCCCCUGGUUACCCCACCUUCCUCCCUGAGCAGCUGCCACCUGGCACACUCCAGUACCAAGAGCUGAUGCCACCAGGGAGCUGCCUGCCUGAGGAGCCUAAGCCCAAGAGGGGACGCCGAUCAUGGCCUAGGAAAAGGACAGCCACACACACCUGCGACUAUGCAGGCUGCGGCAAAACCUACACUAAGAGUUCUCAUCUCAAGGCGCAUCUAAGAACCCACACAGGUGAGAAGCCUUAUCACUGUGACUGGGAAGGCUGUGGGUGGAAGUUUGCCCGAUCCGAUGAACUUACUCGUCACUACAGAAAACACACGGGCCACCGCCCUUUCCAGUGCCAGCGAUGUGACAGAGCGUUUUCCAGGUCGGAUCACCUCGCCUUACACAUGAAGAGGCACUUUUAAAUGGAAGCAGUGGAUCUUUCCCCAGCUGCUGCAGAGAUUAAGUAUUUUACAGCACAAGGACUGUCUUCUGCAAGAUGGGGAAAACCCAGUUUAAGCACUACAGGCAACCAAGGUGAAGUCUUCCAAAGAGUGGAAAAGAGGGAUACUUGCAUAUAGAUGUUGCAACUUCUUUUUUUUGUUUAUUUGUUUUUUAAAUAUAUCUAUACAUUUAAAAGAGAAGAGAAGAGAACCAAAAACAUUGGGGUCAAUGACUGGAUUCUUCUAUCAUUCCAUUUGUAAAUUCAACUUGAAUUAUUUCCGGACUACAAAAUGUCAAGGAGUGACUGGAAGUCAUGGAUAUCAGGGUUAAAGAGACUGUGUGUAGUUUGGAGGGUGGGGAUAUUACACAGGGAAAUGACAUUCCCUUAAUUUUCUUUCAAUGCAAUAUUAGAUGUAAAUGUCAUCUUGUACUUCCCUUUUUUUUUUCCUUCUAAAAGCCAUUACGAUGUUAAGAGGAGGAAAAUUCAGGUACAGAAUUAUAUUUUAAAAGCCUAUUUCAUGGUGCUUAGUGACUGUUGGUUUUAGAGGUACCAAAAACAGGAAGCCAAAGUUCUCAAACUGCUGCAUAUCUGACAAGGAAAUAUUUUUGUCUUCCGAUCUCCAAUUUUGACCUAAAUCAGGUAAAUAAACCUGGUUUAUCUUUUUUUUUUUAAGGAAAAUAACUUUAUGCAGGCAGUCUGUAAUGCACUGUGGUUUCGAUGUGCAAUAGUUUGUACAAUGGUUUAUUCCCAAAUAUGCCUUAAGCAGAACAAAUGUUUUCUAGAUAGUUCUUUAUGUAAUAAAUGUAAUAUAAAUUUAAGCAAACUUUUAUUUUGUAUAUUUGUAAACUACAAAGUAAGAAUUAACGUUUUGUUGGAAUUUGUAUUUUGUGUAU